This is a messenger RNA of Ophidiomyces ophidiicola, 378 nucleotides long. RefSeq names its product GTPase regulator Nrf1 (gene nrf1). NCBI's taxonomy places the organism in Eukaryota, Fungi, Ascomycota, Eurotiomycetes, Onygenales, Onygenaceae. The record is from RefSeq and is a predicted model, not a curated record. Gene Ontology annotation, cellular component: vacuolar transporter chaperone complex; fungal-type vacuole membrane. The transcript is spliced from 2 exons. Bases 1 to 378 code for a protein of 125 amino acids.
AUGUCCAGCCAACCGCUCCUCCAAUCUGCUCCAGGCAAGCGCAUCGCCCUCCCUACCCGAGUCGAGCCCAAAGUCUUCUUUGCCAACGAGCGUACCUUCCUCUCAUGGCUCAAUUUUACCAUCAUUCUCGGCGGCCUCGCCCUCGGCCUGCUCAACUUCGGUGACCGCGUCGGCCAGAUCAGCGCUGCGUGCUUCACCUUCGUCGCUAUGGCCGCCAUGAUCUAUGCUUUAGCAACGUUCCACUGGCGAGCGACGAGCAUACGAAAACGUGGACAGAGCGGGUUUGACGAUCGGUUCGGACCCACGGUGUUGACGCUGGCAUUGCUGGCGGCGGUGAUUGUCAAUUUCACACUGAGGAUGAAAGAUGGAUCGCCGUAG